Messenger RNA from Etheostoma cragini (Arkansas darter), 1077 nucleotides. RefSeq names its product putative protein TPRXL. The transcript is spliced from 7 exons. The record is from RefSeq and is a predicted model, not a curated record. Lineage: Eukaryota; Metazoa; Chordata; Actinopteri; Perciformes; Percidae. Bases 262 to 1077 code for a protein of 271 amino acids.
GCCCCCCGGCCCCCUGGCAGCCAGGCCCCCUACAGGGCCAAGCAGCCACAGGAGGUGGAUGCGGAGGCCUGGGCCCACGUCAACUCCGAGGGUGGCGACACCACCAAUGCCACCCUCAUCCUGAGCCGGUGGAAGGUCCAGUUUGGCAAAUACCAGGGGAAGACCUUCCACUGGCUGCUGGAGAAUGACGUGGGCUACAGCGUCAAUCUUGUGGCCUCCCACAAGAAGGAGCGAGAGAGGACAGGGUCUCAGUCCCCGCUGAUGGCCAACAAGGAUGCCUUCACCCGCUACUCCUCGGCGUCCCCUGACUUUGUGGAGGCAGUCAGGUUCCACCAGGCGUUCGAGGAGGCGCGGGUGAAGUCCCUCCAGCCCGGGCAGGAGGGACAGGCACUUGUUGGCUUCGGGGACUUCAAAUUUGAGACCCUGCAGAGCCUGUAUGAGUCUGAGGACUCCAAAAAGAUCCGCUUUGUCAACUACCUCCGGAGGAAGGCGCCAGCUCCCGGCACGCAGAUGGAGAACGCCGUCCACUAUGUCCGGAAGAGAGACAGAGAGCAGAGAGCCAGCGCUGCUGCUGCAUCCUCCACCACCAGCAGCACCAGCAGCAGCAGCAGCAGCAGCAGCAGCAGCGGCGGCAGCCAAGCCUCUGUCUCGGCCGCAAGCCAGAGAGCCAAGAGUGUCUCACAACCUCUUGGACCCAUGCUUGCGGCCUUUGUCUCCGGGCGGCGUUCUCUGUCUGCGGUGGAAAUGCAGGCCAAACUGAAAAAGUUGGUCCCCAAGCCUGCAUUUCCAGCCUCUUCCUUCCGGCCCUUUAGACCAGCUCUUCCCUCCGCUUCCACCGGGGAGCCCUCGGAUGAAGAGCUGGUCGAGGCGGUAGUUGACUUGGAGAAGUCCUCAGACGUACAGGCCCCUCUCUCGCUCCUGCCGCAUCCACCUCCUCCCCCUUCAUCAGCAGCACAGAAGGGAGCUGGUGUCUCUGCCGUGGACGAGCCCACCGACAACGAGCUGCUGGAGGCCUCACAGGAACUGGACCGGCCCCUGCAACCUCCAGCAGCCGUGCCUCCUCCUCGGACCUCCUGA